This is a messenger RNA of Fusarium musae, 642 nucleotides long. RefSeq names its product ribosomal protein S5 (gene RPS5). The transcript has 3 exons. NCBI's taxonomy places the organism in Eukaryota, Fungi, Ascomycota, Sordariomycetes, Hypocreales, Nectriaceae. Gene Ontology annotation, cellular component: cytosolic small ribosomal subunit; ribosome. Gene Ontology annotation, molecular function: rRNA binding; mRNA binding; structural constituent of ribosome. Gene Ontology annotation, biological process: translation; ribosomal small subunit assembly. Bases 1 to 642 code for a protein of 213 amino acids. The record is from RefSeq and is a predicted model, not a curated record.
AUGUCUGACGCCGGCGAGAUCGAGGUCGAGAACUCCGCCCUCUAUGAGGUGCUCCCCAAGGAUGUUGUCAAGGAGGUUGGCAAUGUCAAGCUCUUCAACAAGUGGGACUACGAUGUCGAGGUCCGCGACAUCUCCCUGACUGACUACAUUUCCCUCCGAAACCCCGUCUACGUCACCCACACUGCUGGCCGUUAUGCUACAAAGCGAUUCCGCAAGGCCAACUGCCCCAUCAUUGAGCGAUUGACCAACUCUCUGAUGCACCACGGCCGUAACAACGGAAAGAAGCUCAUGGCUGUUCGAAUUGUCGCCCACGCCUUCGAGAUCAUCCACCUCAUGACCGAUCAGAACCCCAUCCAGGUCGCUGUCGACGCCAUCGUCAACUGCGGUCCUCGCGAAGACUCUACCCGAAUUGGUUCCGCCGGUACCGUCCGACGACAAGCCGUUGAUGUCUCUCCCCUCCGCCGAGUUAACCAGGCUAUCUCUCUCCUCACCACUGGUGCUCGCGAGGCCUCUUUCCGCAACGUCAAGUCCAUUGCUGAGUGCCUUGCUGAGGAGUUGAUCAACGCCGCCAAGGGUUCCAGCAACUCUUACGCUAUCAAGAAGAAGGACGAGUUGGAGCGUGUGGCCAAGAGCAACCGAUAA